Messenger RNA from Aspergillus chevalieri, 1185 nucleotides. RefSeq lists its product as uncharacterized. Gene Ontology annotation, molecular function: DNA-binding transcription activator activity, RNA polymerase II-specific; zinc ion binding. NCBI's taxonomy places the organism in Eukaryota, Fungi, Ascomycota, Eurotiomycetes, Eurotiales, Aspergillaceae. The coding region runs from base 1 to 1185 and encodes 394 amino acids. The transcript has 4 exons. Gene Ontology annotation, biological process: regulation of transcription by RNA polymerase II. The record is from RefSeq and is a predicted model, not a curated record.
AUGCGCAAAGUGCGCCGUAGCCACACCAAGUCCCGAAAGGGUUGUGUGCAGUGCAAGAAUGGUCAUGUGAAGUGCGACGAGGUGAUGCCCACUUGUGGUUUGUGCCUGAAACGCAAGCAAGAAUGUACCUGGCCGUCUGGUUCCGGAAAUGACACCCACAGCCAGGAAUCCUCCACUCCCAAAGAUGGCAGUGAUGCACAUAAUGGGACCAGUGAGUCGCCAUCGUCUUUUGCUUCGGACCACUUGAGGUGCUUGGAGAUGCGCCUGUUCCAUCAUUACAUGGUCGAGACGUACCUCUCGAUGCCGGAGGGUAGACUUACUCAUCAUCACUAUCAAGUGGUUAUUCCGAAAUUCGCGGCCAACCAUGCGUUUCUGUUGGAUGCCAUGCUGGCCCUGUCGGCUAUGCACCUUGCCUUUCUUAAUCCUAGCGAGACUCGCUACUGGUUGGAGCUUGGGUUGAAGUAUCAGACUAGUGCUUGCACUUCGCUUAGUCGACUUUUGACAGUUGACGUGACGCCCGACUAUUUUGGACCGGCUUUUCUUAGCUCGGUGUUUAUCAUGUUGACAGCAACCGCUUAUCCUAGUGUCUCGCGGGACAAGAUUGCCUUUAAUGCGCUUUCCCAGGUGCUAGAGAUGCGGCGGUUGUUGACUGGAUGUUCACUUUUAAUGGAGAGACUGCGAAGUAGCCCCUCACCUGAAAUGAUGCAAUGGUUCAAUGUUCAGGGUUCUGUCCGUAAGGAUGAUUCUCCCAGAGAAAAAGUAAAAGAUCAAAACAUGCACCGGAUACACGGCGCCCUCAGUGACUCUCUUCAACAAUUAUAUCCGCUCAUCGAGAGUUGCAGCACACCCCAAAGAGGUGCUUACCAAAAUACGUGGGACUUGUUAAGAGAUUCCGUUCAUAGUUGGCCAAUGUACGGUGCCCGGGGUGGUUUUAUCGCUCUUCCGAUCCAUGUCAGCGAUGCCUUCCUCACCCUGUUGCAGGAGGACGAUUGGAUGGCUCGUAUUCUAUUUCUACACUACGGCGUCGGUCUGCAUCUCCUCUCACACCGGUGGUAUGUUGGCGAUUGGGGACGACGCCUGGUGGACUCGAUUAUUGAACCUCUGGAAAGCGAGAUUCCACCUGAAUGGGUGAACGUCGUGAUGUGGGCGAGAAUGACAGUUGGGCUAGAUGUUGCUGUGCCGUGA